Nematocida minor is the source of this 591-nucleotide messenger RNA. RefSeq lists its product as uncharacterized. The record is from RefSeq and is a predicted model, not a curated record. The transcript has a single exon. Lineage: Eukaryota; Fungi; Microsporidia. Bases 1 to 591 code for a protein of 196 amino acids.
AUGUCAGAGACAGAAGACGACGAGGUGUUUGAAUUUGACGCGCCGAUGAUAAGAGAUUUCACCAAGAAAGAGUACCAGUCGCAGAAGAAGCAGAUAGAAGUGCUGCUGAAAACACACGGAAACCCAGGCGUGCCGCAAGAUCCUUCGAAGAUAGUGAAAGAAAAGAAGAAAAAAGUCGAGAGAGCAGCACCGAGGAAGACUUUCUUCUCAGAGCUAUUCAGAGAAACAGAAAAGGAAAAAGAAGAGAAUAAAAACACAAAAACAGGACAAGAACUAGUAAAUGCAGAAGAAGACGUCUUCAAUCAAAGCGUAGACGACAGAUGGUUUGAGAAAAAAGAGAAAGAAACAGAAUCCUUCCAGGACAUGUCGGUCAAAAGCAUUGCUGGAAUAGAAAAGACCCCAAUGUUCACACAAGACCUGUUCGCAAGCGAAGAGGAAAGGGAUAUUCUGCCGCAGCUGAAGGUAAUAGCCACCCCGCCCAUUAAAAAACAGACGAAAAGAGGCAUAGGAUCGGCUGAGUUCAAUCCGAAGGAAAUAGAAGAGCUGUCAAAGUCCCUCGCUCCCUUGUACUAUAACGAAGACAGCGAGUGA